AUGUUGCAACAUCAUUCGUUGUCCGAGACGGAUAUGAUUUCAUCAAGCAGACUUUCAACGGCCACAGGGAAAGAUAUGGAAGAAACUCCCCACAUCGCCUUCCUUGGUGGCAACCUUUCUUGGGACAGCAUAUUCUACGAUUGUUUCGGACAGGAUGUCACUCAAUUGCUGGAUCAGUUGAACUUAACACACGACACUACCAAAGAUCAAGACUACCUGGUGCCAUUUCAGAGACUCUAUGGCGUAGGAGUUCUACUCUAUACGAGUCAUCGGGCUGAGAUAGGCCGCUUCCAAUCCAUUCCAGGAUAUAUCCUCUCUGUGACCGACAAGCUGGCGGAACUACGUCCUUUCUAUAAUAUCUCAAGACGUGACCCGGCCCAAGACAGCAUAGGCAAUUUGACCGAUAUAGCGAGUGAGUAUGAGACCGCCGCGAAGAAUCUCCGGGCCUUAUGUGAUUGCCGUGAGUGCAAAAAACCAGUAGCAGGCCUCUUCUCACAUCCUGAACACCGCCCUGGCAGAACGUUCUGCUGGGUUUCAGUCGCGGCGACCAUGUUAAUAUUGACUUAUCUUGUUGGCCGCUGCGAGUUCAACUCAGAAAUACGACCCAAAAAGCUCGGUGUUAUGAUUAUUUACCAAGAUAUCAAUAUGAGACGCAAUCAUGGAAUCGCCUUUAAAGCAGACACACUUCUCUCACAUCUCACCAUGGGAGGCUUUCAAUCCAGCCCAAGCUUUUUGUUCAACAGUAUCAUGACAUUGUUCACCGGUUCUCCGAGUCGAAUCUUUUUCAGUGUGGAUUACCCAUCAGCCCAUUCCAAUGGCACUGUAUACUGCUAUCUGAAUAGCUUGUCAGACCUAUCCUUGGACUAG
Molecule: messenger RNA, 867 nt
Organism: Penicillium concentricum
Lineage: Eukaryota; Fungi; Ascomycota; Eurotiomycetes; Eurotiales; Aspergillaceae
Exons: 1
Coding region: 1-867 (288 amino acids)
Source: RefSeq, a predicted model, not a curated record